GUAGCGGCAGAUGAGGGACCACCGUCCAUGGCCAAGGAUCGAGACUCAGAUGGCCGCUGGGGGCAUGAGUCAAGCAGCGAGGGAAGAGUGCAACCGGGUCAGGCACAGUAACAUCGCCAACUGGUCGUAUCUGCAAGGCCUAGUGGACACUGCUAGCAAAGCCACGGGAUCUGGACCCUUGGUACCCCGGAAACAAACUUGGAGGCGAGGGCCUUGGUGUCUGAGAUGCGUGACUGCCUGCUUCAAGAUGUUCUGGAAGAUCGCGUGGCUACCCCUUGGGCGUUUCAUGUACCUGAGCGCGGGAGCAGGGGACUCCCCAUGAGGUUUCGGCUUCUGCACGAGAAGGAACAGACAUCCCCAGGUCAGGCACGCGGAAUCCCAGCGCUGGUCCAGUUAAAGAGUUGCAACCGAGUCUUCCACUUAGACUGGGGACCAAGUAGACUAGGACCGAGUUUGCGCCGGCUUACAACCCCCCGUCCCCACGCCUGGAUGACGAUAAGAUCGGCCGUCUCACUUCAUGCAAGGCACGUACUCGGGGAAAAGAGACGAUUCCCUCCUCCCCGACCCAGUGCGGUGGAUAGUGGCGGUGGUGACGGUGGCAGUGGCGGUGGUGCUUGCUGCUGGAGAAGAUGCCAUUGUUUCAACGGCUCAGUCAUCGAGCCUGGGCUGUUUCAGGCCUGUUAGCAGGGCUAUUUUGACAAGAUAGACCAGCCAAGAUCUGAAAAUAGUCCUCCAGAACUGUGCCGAGUCAAGAUAUCCCCAGAGAUAGUAGCAUUCGGGGUUGGCGUUUGGCGGAGAAGUAUGGAAGCGAGGACGCUUGUGGGAUACCAUACCACCUCCUCACCGAGCUAAACCGUCUGAACGAGGAAGGUUGUCCGGGCUGGUCUCUCGAGGCCUGGACUG
This is a messenger RNA of Ilyonectria robusta, 903 nucleotides long. RefSeq lists its product as uncharacterized. Lineage: Eukaryota; Fungi; Ascomycota; Sordariomycetes; Hypocreales; Nectriaceae. The record is from RefSeq and is a predicted model, not a curated record. The transcript has a single exon. Bases 226 to 684 code for a protein of 152 amino acids.